Messenger RNA from Melopsittacus undulatus (budgerigar), 2590 nucleotides. RefSeq names its product RCC1 and BTB domain containing protein 1 (gene RCBTB1). Lineage: Eukaryota; Metazoa; Chordata; Aves; Psittaciformes; Psittaculidae. Gene Ontology annotation, molecular function: protein binding. The record is from RefSeq and is a predicted model, not a curated record. Bases 180 to 1793 code for a protein of 537 amino acids. The transcript is spliced from 12 exons.
UCGCGAGCUGCGCGUCCAGUGCUGCUCGCUUUGCUCGCGCUGGGGCUGGCGCCGAACGGCCCUAACGGCCCUAACGGCCGGUAACACAGCGGCUGUGGCGGGGCCGCCUCAGGGGCAGCGGGGAGCCCGGCGGGGAAUGCCGCAGGGGCCGGCGAUGUCAUCUUACUUGUAAAAACAUUAUGACACACAGCAGCAUCAUGGUGGAUGUAAGCAAGUGGCCAAUAUUUACCUUACUGUCACCUCAAGAAAUAGCAUCUAUUCGGAAAGCGUGUGUGUUUGGUACAUCAGCCAAUGAAGCUAUAUAUGUAACGCACAAUGAUGAGGUAUUUGUUUUUGGACUAAAUUGCAGUAAUUGUUUGGGAACUGGAGAUAAUCAGAGCACAAUAGUACCAAAGAAAUUAGAAGCCUUAUGUGGAAAGAAGAUUUCCAGUCUCAGUUAUGGAAGUGGACCCCAUGUUGUACUUUGCACUGAAGAUGGUGAAGUAUAUGCUUGGGGACAUAAUGGUUACAGCCAACUUGGGAAUGGCACAACUAAUCAGGGCAUUACUCCUGUUCAAGUCUGCACAAAUCUGUUAGUAAAGAAAGUGGUGGAAGUAGCUUGUGGCUCUCAUCAUUCCAUGGCUCUGUCAUUUGAUGGGGAUCUGUAUGCUUGGGGCUAUAAUAACUGUGGUCAAGUUGGAUCUGGAUCUACAGCAAACCAGCCAACUCCUCGUAGAGUUUCAAACUGUUUACAGGGUAAAGUGGUAGUUGGCAUUGCUUGUGGUCAGACCUCCUCCAUGGCUGUAGUAAACAAUGGCGAGGUGUAUGGCUGGGGUUACAAUGGUAAUGGUCAGCUAGGUCUUGGAAACAAUGGCAAUCAACUAACACCAUGCAGAGUGGCAGCGUUACAUGGUGUGUGUGUACUCCAGAUUGCCUGUGGCUAUGCGCACACACUAGCACUAACAGAUGAGGGCUUGCUCUAUGCCUGGGGAGCUAACACUUAUGGGCAGCUGGGAACUGGCAAUAAAAGUAACCAGCUAAGCCCGGUGCAGAUCAUGAUGGAAAAAGAAAGGGUUGUGGAGAUUGCUGCCUGCCACUCUGCUCACACAUCCGCUGCCAAGACCCAGAGUGGCCAAGUGUACAUGUGGGGCCAGUGCCGUGGGCAGUCUGUGAUCCUUCCACACCUCACGCACUUCGCCUGCACUGAUGACGUGUUUGCUUGCUUUGCUACCCCGGCCGUUAUGUGGCGUCUUCUAUCAGUAGAGCAUGAGGACUUUUUAACAGUAGCAGAGUCUCUGAAGAAAGAGUUUGACAGCCCAGAAACCUCAGACCUAAAGUUCCGUGUGGAUGGAAAGUACAUCCAUGUCCACAAAGCUGUUCUGAAAAUCAGGUGUGAACACUUCAGAACCAUGUUCCAGUCAUACUGGAAUGAGGAUAUGAAGGAAGUGAUAGAAAUAGACCAGUUUUCUUAUCCUGUGUAUCGUGCCUUUCUUGAGUACUUGUAUACAGACAGUGUGGACCUUCCGCCUGAAGAUGCAAUAGGGCUUUUGGAUUUGGCUACUUCGUACUGUGAAAAUAGACUGAAAAAACUGUGUCAGCAUAUUAUCAAGAGAGGAAUUACUGUGGAAAAUGCGUUUUCAUUGCUCUCUGCUGCUGUCAGAUAUGAUGCAGAGGACUUAGAGGAAUUCUGCUUUAAGUUUUGUGUCAAUCAUUUGACAGAAGUGACACAAACCACAGCAUUUUGGCAAAUGGAUGGUCCUCUGCUAAAGGAAUUCAUUGCUAAAGCCAGUAAAUGUGGAGCCUUUAAGAACUGAAAUGAGGCUGUUAAGUUAUGGGUGUUUGCAGGGAUUUUCUGCAGUUAUAACAGGAUGUUGUAACUGUACAGGUAAGAGUGUUGUGUAGUCUCUUAUAUCAGAAGACAUAAAAGGCCACAGUGGAAACAAGUUUUCCAUGGUCAAGAGUGAACUGUUAUAAAAUGUCAAGCAAAAUAUUCACUUGCAUUUAGCAAACCUGGAUAGUGGAACCAGUUCCAAGAUUUCAGCUGGAGAGGAUGCACGGUGGUGUGCAGAAGCUACCAGCCAGUGUUGAGGAUGCCUCUUUAGCCUGGGAAAUCAGAGUUCUAGCACUGCCUCUCAAGACUUUUCGAUUUCUUUGGGGGAUGGAGAAUAGUCUGACUGUCACUUAAAUAAUUAACUCCCCAGGAUUAUAGAGAAGCAAAUGGCAUGGAAAUCUUGUACUGCAUAUGCAUGAUUGUGAAUGACUUUGCCAUUUGCUGUGUGUAAUUAACCAAGCAUCUGGUGCUUAGAAAAGUGUGCACAAAUAAUCCAUCUGCAAAGCCUAGGCGAGUGACUUUGAAGAAAGGGGUAACUAGCAAAUCUAAGCAGAAGUCAGUCUCUGUAUUUGAGUAUACCUUAAUAUAAACUGCAAUGUAUACUUCACAUAAUCUGUGCAAGCAAUAUUUAUAAUGGCUAAUGGAAAAAAUUUCCUCUUGAGUGACUCCAGAUUGCAUCAGUUCCCUUGCAGGGGAAGGGAUACACUGUUCUGAAAGUGGGGGUUUGCAUUUAAGUGUUGUCUAAAUGUAAACUACAUGUAAUAAAAUUAACUUUUUUUA